UCUUUUUCGUUUUGUGCCAAAGGUGUCCCUGCGCGGGAGCGCGAUGCAGCGAGCGGCGGCGGCGUGGGUGCGGCGGGGCUGCUGCCCCGGGACCCGGGGCCCCUGGCGCCGCGGCCGGAGCAGCGCGGCCGCCGAGGCCCCGGCGGUGCUCCCGGGGCGGCCCGAGCGGGCCCCGCGCGAGCGCAUCCUGACGCCCGAGUCCAUGAACCCGCGGGUGAGGGCGGUGGAGUACGCGGUGCGGGGCCCCAUCGUGCUCAAGGCGGGCGAGAUCGAGCUGGAGCUGCAGCGGGGCAUCAAGAAGCCGUUCACUGAGGUCAUCCGAGCCAACAUCGGGGACGCCCAGGCCAUGGGCCAGCAGCCCAUCACCUUCCUCCGGCAGGUGAUGGCGCUGUGCACCUACCCCAACCUGCUGGACAGCCCCAGCUUCCCGGAAGACGCCAAGAAGCGAGCCCGGCGGAUCCUGCAGGCCUGCGGAGGGAACAGCCUGGGCUCCUACAGCGCCAGCCAGGGCGUGAACUGCAUCCGGGAGGACGUGGCCGCCUACAUCGCCCGGCGCGACGGCGGGGUGCCCGCCGACCCCGACAACAUCUACCUGACCACCGGCGCCAGCGACGGCAUCACGACGAUCCUGAAGAUCCUGGUUUCCGGGGGCGGCAAGUCGCGGACGGGGGUGCUGAUCCCCAUCCCCCAGUACCCCCUCUACUCGGCCGUCCUCUCGGAGCUGGGCGCCGUGCAGGUCAACUACUACCUGGACGAGGACAACUGCUGGGCCCUGGACGUGCAGGAGCUGCGGCGGGCCGUGCGGGAGGCCAAGGAGCACUGCGACCCCAAGGUGCUGUGCAUCAUCAACCCCGGGAACCCCACAGGCCAAGUGCAGAGCAGGAAGUGCAUCGAGGACGUGAUCCACCUGGCGUGGGAGGAGAAGCUGUUCCUCCUGGCGGACGAGGUGUACCAGGACAACGUGUACUCCGCCAACUGCACCUUCCACUCCUUCAAGAAGGUGCUGUGGGAGCUGGGCCCCGAGUACUCCAGCAACGUGGAGCUCGCCUCCUUCCACUCCACCUCCAAGGGCUACAUGGGCGAGUGCGGCUACCGGGGCGGCUACAUGGAGGUGGUCAACCUGCACCCCGAGAUCAAAGGGCAGCUGGUGAAGCUGCUGUCCGUGCGCCUGUGCCCGCCCGUGUCGGGGCAGGCGGCCAUGGACAUCGUGGUGAACCCGCCGCGGCCCGGCGAGGAGUCCUUCGCGCAGUUCGUCCGGGAGAAGGAGGCCGUGCUGAGCAACCUGGCCGAGAAGGCGAAGCUGACGGAAGACCUGCUCAACCAGGUCCCGGGCAUCCGCUGCAACCCGCUGCAGGGCGCCAUGUACGCCUUCCCCCGCCUCCUCCUGCCCCCGAAGGCCGUGGAGGCCGCGCAGGCCCACGGCAUGGCGCCCGACAUGUUCUACUGCAUGAGGCUGCUGGAGGAGACGGGCAUCUGCGUGGUGCCCGGCAGCGGCUUCGGGCAGCGGGAGGGCACCUACCACUUCAGGAUCACCAUCCUGCCGCCCGUGGAGAAGCUGAAGACGGUGCUGCAGAGGGUGAAGGACUUCCACGUCCAGUUCCUCGAGGAGUUCGCCUGAGGCCCCGCCGCCUCCUGGACGCCCCCGAGCCCCUCCGAGCGACCUGCCUCCGGCCUGCGGGGCCCGGUCCCUCCUCGCCGUCCAGCCCCCAUCCUUUGUGCCUUGCGUGGGAGCCCGUCUCCCAGCCCACGUGAAUGGGGUGUCCCAGAGGCCCUGUUUUUCUUCUCGUUUCUGAUGCAACCAAAGUCGCGGGGACGUGGCCCGCCUGUGGGGGGCGCCGUCUGGACCUGCUGCCGCCCGUCAGGGUGGAAAGCGGGCGGGGUCAGAGGCUGUCUGAGGGACGAGAGGCUGGAAAUGCAGGGCUUCCCCUGGAGCGGACUGGGCAUCCCGGCGCCACGCGAUCUGUGAAAUAAAACCCUUGGUGCAGAACCCAGCCUCCCGCGGGGCGCCCCCUUCUGGCCGGAGGCAGACGGUGCGUCUCGCUGCAGGCGAGCAGGGGCCCCGGGGAUGGAUGCCAGGCCCUGGUGGUGGGUCCUUUUCCUCGUGUCCUGCAGGGGACGAGGGGGUGUGAGCCGGGCGACCAGCUCCCAGGCAGCAAGGACUCUGCCCCCACGAGGCUCUGGGGGUGGCGGGUUGGCGGGGACCCGGGCCCGUCGUGUGUGGGGCGUCUGCCUGGCGAUGCCAGAGGCUCCGUCCUGCUUUUCCACAAAGGCCCUCGCCCAGGGCUCCGCGGAGCCGUGGCACACACCGCCCUCUGCUGGCGAGAGCAGGAAUUGCGACCCUGACGGUCCUGGAGCCCGAGGGGCCUCCCCGCGGACGGGACAGUCACCUUCCCCACCGUGUCCGCCGAGUCCGCGCCAACCGCGUCGGCCCGUUUCCUGCCCAUGAGCUGGCCGAGGCGCCCGGCGGCACUGCGGUGGCCACGUGCGGCCGAUGGGAAGUGCGCACACGUGGUUCCCUUCGAGCAGCGUUGGCCUCCGCCUGCUGCUGGCUGCCGCCCUCCCAGACCGCCAGGCUCCCGCAGCCUCUGCACGUCCCAGCCGGGGUGGGCACCCCCCUGGCCGCCGCGCCCUGGCUUAGCACACCGGCCGGGCCCCGCCGCCCUCCGGAGAGCGGGAGCAGGUGUGCCCCCCCCAGCGGGCAGUCAGGGAGCCCAAGGCCAGCACGGGGGUCUGGGGCCCAGCGAGUCCCCAGGUGGAGAGGAAGCAGCUGGGCUGAGAAGCAGUGAGCUGGGAAAGCAGCCUCCCGGCUCCAGUUUCCGACGGGGUGCGCCCGCGAACUCCCAGCGGCCCCCCGGCCGGCGGCCCCGUCCCCGAGAGAGAGGCAGCCGCGGCCUCGAGGGGCCGGAUCUGGGACUGCGCCGUCCUUAGGAGACGGGCCCUGGUGCCGGGCGGGCCCUGGCGGGGUCCGUCGGCGGGAUGCGCCCGCGGCGCUGAGCAGAGCAGAGGGAGUCUAUUUUUUGUAUUUUUGUAACAACUGCUUUUUUCAUGGGCGGAGGGUGGGUGGGUAUUUGUAGUCCUAACAAGUCCAGCAGUGUUUUUAUAAAUGUCUCUGCGGAUGCUAAGUAACCCCGGAGUUCUCGCAGUGUUGGCUGCAUCCACGGGGACUGCAGGCCCAGCGGGGGGCGCUGGCCACGCGAGAGCCCCGCCCACAGCCUCCGUUCCCGUGUCUGGGCACCGUCGGAGGGAGACAUCGGCCCCUUGGGGUCACCAUAAACACACCCGAGAGGGUUUGUGCAUUUAGACCCGCCAGUGGGGCCCAGGGUUGUGGAUGUGUGUGCUGGUGGGGCGGCAGGCCUGUCUGCCCAGGUUCCCAUUUGGAUUCCUACAGGCGGCUCCGAGAAGGCACUGAGGAUGAGCGCUCUGCUGGGAAUUUCACAAUAAAACACUUGGUGUC
Pipistrellus kuhlii (Kuhl's pipistrelle) is the source of this 3454-nucleotide messenger RNA. RefSeq names its product glutamic--pyruvic transaminase 2 (gene GPT2). NCBI's taxonomy places the organism in Eukaryota, Metazoa, Chordata, Mammalia, Chiroptera, Vespertilionidae. The record is from RefSeq and is a predicted model, not a curated record. Gene Ontology annotation, biological process: biosynthetic process. The transcript has 11 exons. The coding region runs from base 44 to 1618 and encodes 524 amino acids. Gene Ontology annotation, molecular function: pyridoxal phosphate binding; L-alanine:2-oxoglutarate transaminase activity.